Messenger RNA from Phragmites australis (common reed), 3034 nucleotides. Its product is annotated as phospholipase D delta-like. Gene Ontology annotation, biological process: phosphatidylcholine metabolic process; phospholipid catabolic process. Gene Ontology annotation, molecular function: D-type glycerophospholipase activity; calcium ion binding. The record is from RefSeq and is a predicted model, not a curated record. Bases 337 to 2871 code for a protein of 844 amino acids. Lineage: Eukaryota; Viridiplantae; Streptophyta; Magnoliopsida; Poales; Poaceae. The transcript has 10 exons. Gene Ontology annotation, cellular component: plasma membrane.
GGCGCGUCGCAACCCCUCCCCUCGUGGACCGAACUCAGCUGCAACACACCGGCUCUCCAACACCUGGUCCUUGCACACCUCAAGGGCUACCCCAACAGCACUAAAAAUGUCAACGGCAUGGCCGGCGCCAACACCCGGACCAGGCUCUCCGCCCCUCCCCAAUUUCUCCGCUUCUCCUCUUCUUCUGCACCCCCCCCCCCCGCCUCCGUGUGCUCCCCGCCCCCAUCUGGCCGGGCGAGCCUCAGGUCGGCGCCGCCAUGGCGCGUUAGCUAGCUUUUGAUUCCUCCCGCCUCGGCCGGCGCAUUGUCUCCGUGCGCACCCGUCGGCAUCGUUCCUAUGGGCAAGAUCACUGCCGAGUCUGGCGCCGCCGUGCUCCUGCACGGCGACCUGGACAUUCGGAUAGUAGAGGCCAAAUGCCUCCCCAACAUGGACAUCAUGUCGGAGCGGAUGCGCCAGUGCUUUGCCUGCGGCGGCGGCGCGGGGGCGUGCGGUGGGGGGCAGCCCGCGCCCGAAACGCACCACCGGGGCAGGGGCACGAAGAAGCUCAUCACCAGCGACCCCUACGUCUCCGUCUGCCUCGCGGGCGCCACGGUCGCGCAGACCCGCGUCAUCCCCAACUCCGAGAACCCCAGGUGGAACGAGCACUUCCGCGUCGAGGUCGCGCACGCGGUCACUCGGGUCGAGUUCGACGUCAAGGACAACGACGUGUUCGGCGCGCAGCUCAUCGGCGUCGCGGCCGUGCCCGUCGAGAAGAUUGCCACCGGGGCGCUGAUCAAGGGCUGGUUCCCGGUCGAGGGGCAGUACACCAACCCUCUGAGGCCAUCGCCCGACCUGCACUUCUCAAUACAGUAUCAGCCGAUUGAGGAGAAUCCGUUGUACAAAUAUGGGGUUGAUGUUGGUUCUCUGUAUCCCGGCGUGCCGAAUGCCUAUUUCCCUCUCCGGAGAGGAGGCAGUGUUACUCUUUACCAGGAUGCCCAUGUCGCCGAUGGCACUCUACCUAAGAUUGAGAUCGAUGGUGGCAGGAUUUAUGAACAUAGCAAAUGUUGGGAGGACAUUUGCCAUGCGAUCAUCGAAGCGCAUCAUCUUGUUUAUAUGGUUGGCUGGUCUAUUUAUCAUCCUGUCAAGCUUGUGAGGGAGCCUACCAAGCCGUUGCCCGGUGGAACUCCAUCAACCCUUGGGGAGCUUCUCAAGGGCAAGGUUCAUGAGGGAGUCCGCAUCGUGAUGUUGAUUUGGGAUGACAAGACGUCGCACGACAAAUUCCUUUUGAAAACGGAUGGUGUCAUGCAUACACAUGAUGAGGAAACUAGAAAGUUCUUCAAGCAUUCAGGUGUCCACUGUGUACUUGUUCCUCGUUAUGCCAGCAAUAAACUUAGCAUUUUCAAGCAGCAGGUUGUUGGAACUUUAUUUACACAUCAUCAGAAAUGUGUGAUUGUCGACUCACAAGCUGCUGGAAACAAUCGCAAAAUAACUGCUUUUCUUGGUGGUCUAGACUUGUGUGAUGGCAGAUAUGAUACGCCUGAACAUAGGCUUUUCAAAGACCUUGAUACUGUUUUCAAUAAGGACUUUCAUAAUCCUACGUUUCCAGUUAACUCGUAUGGGCCAAGACAGCCAUGGCAUGAUUUACACUGCAAAGUUGAUGGUCCUGCUGCCUAUGAUAUACUGACAAACUUUGAACAGCGAUGGAGGAAAACUACAAAAUGGAAAGUCAGCCUUAAGAAAGUUGCAAGUUGGCAUUACGACAUGCUGAUAAAGCUAAACCGGAUGUCAUGGAUUGUUUCACCUGCUACGGAUGAAGCAAAUGCGCAUGUUUGUGAUGAACGGGACCCAGAAAACUGGCAUGUACAGGUUUUCAGGUCAAUUGAUUCCGGAUCUGUGAAAGGAUUUCCUAAACUUGUUCAGGAGGCAGAGUCACAGAAUCUUGUUUGUGCAAAAAAUUUAAAGAUUGACAAGAGUAUACAUAGUGCUUAUGUGAAAGCCAUCAGGUCUGCACAGCACUUUAUAUACAUUGAGAACCAGUAUUUCAUUGGCUCUUCAUUCUGCUGGCCUUCAAAUAAAAAUGCAGGUGCGGAUAAUUUAAUACCCAUUGAGCUGGCCUUGAAGAUUGCAAGCAAGAUCAAGGCAAGGGAGCGAUUCGCAGUCUACAUUGUCAUACCAAUGUGGCCUGAAGGCAUCCCAACCACGGCUCCCAUGCAGCAAAUCCUCUUUUGGCAGGGGCAAACCAUGUCUAUGAUGUACAAGAUUGUAGCGGAUACCCUCCAGAGCCAGGGUCUCCUUGAAGCCCAUCCGCAAGAUUACCUGAAUUUCUACUGCCUCGGGAAACGUGAGCUUGCCGAUGACGUCUCAUCUCCUACGAGCUUAUGCAAUGACACUUCUCCUCUGCGCACAGCUCAGAAGCUCAGGAGGUUCAUGAUCUAUGUGCACUCCAAAGGGAUGGUCGUCGACGACGAGUACGUCAUCAUCGGAUCGGCCAACAUAAACCAAAGGUCCAUGGAAGGCUCCAGGGAUACCGAGAUCGCAAUGGGUGCGUACCAGCCUCACUACAAGUGUGCUGGAAACACCGGCCCUCCUCGCGGGCAGGUGUACGGGUACAGGAUGUCGCUGUGGGCGGAGCACCUGGGCGCGGUGGAGGAGUGUUUCCGGCGGCCGGAGACGGAGGAGUGCGUCCAAAAGGUGAAUAAAAUGGCGGAGGAGAACUGGCAGACGUACGUGUCACCGGACAUGGAGGAGACGAGGGGCCACCUGAUGAGGUACCCCAUCAAGGUGGACAAGGACGGCCGCAUCGGCGCUCUGCCGGGGCACGAGUGCUUCCCAGACGUCGGCGGCAAGGUCCUCGGCACGCAGACCUCGCUGCCCAAUGCCCUGACCACGUAACAGUCAUUUCCUCUUAAGCUGGAUUCUUGCUUUCUGCUAAGUGCCAACUUUUGUAAAAAUUAUCAGCACCUGUUUGUUUAUGAAUUAUGAAAUAUCGUGAAAGGAUGUUCGUCUCUACUGACAAGGAGGGGAAACAAACAAAACAUGAAUUAUUGUUGCUGUU